Messenger RNA from Megalobrama amblycephala (Wuchang bream), 2131 nucleotides. RefSeq names its product tyrosine aminotransferase (gene tat). The record is from RefSeq and is a predicted model, not a curated record. The transcript has 12 exons. NCBI's taxonomy places the organism in Eukaryota, Metazoa, Chordata, Actinopteri, Cypriniformes, Xenocyprididae. Gene Ontology annotation, molecular function: pyridoxal phosphate binding; L-tyrosine:2-oxoglutarate transaminase activity. The coding region runs from base 169 to 1569 and encodes 466 amino acids. Gene Ontology annotation, biological process: biosynthetic process; aromatic amino acid metabolic process.
AGGUUCAACACCCAUUUUGGGGGGUUCUAUAUAAAUUCGGUCUAUGAAUCAUUCUAUGCACUUAUUUACCUAUUUACCUCAUUCCCAGCCAUUGGAGCGUGAUUUUUAUAUAUAAAAAAGCUGCUUAAUAAGACAAAAUCUUUCUCAAAAGUGCAUAGACCAAAGAAAAUGUCUUUUGUGGUGAAAAUGAACGGAGCACAGAACAAUGGCAUCCACAACAAUGGUACGAACGGGAACUUCAUGAACGGGAACGGUGUGCAUCAUGUGAGCGUGCGCACUCAUGUGAGUGUUAACCCAGCCAAACUGAAGAGCAGCCGGCCGAGGUGGACAGUCAGACCCUCAGAGAUGUCCAAGAAAACACUCAACCCCAUCCGAGCCAUAGUGGACGGGAUGAAACUCACUCCCAACCCCGAGAAACCCAUGAUUGCUCUAUCUAUUGGUGACCCUACUGUGUUUGGGAACUUGCCAACAGACGACACUGUUUUGCAGGCGAUGAAGGAGGCCAUAGACUCCCACAAAUACAAUGGCUAUGCUCCUUCAGUAGGUUACCAAAAGAGCAGAGAAGCUGUUGCAAACUUCUACAGCUGUCCAGAAGCUCCACUGGAAGGCAAAGACGUGAUCUUAGCCAGUGGCUGUAGCCAGGCUAUAGAGUUGGCCAUCAGCGUGUUGUGUAACCCAGGGGACAAUAUCUUAGUUCCACGUCCUGGAUUCUCCCUCUAUAAGACACUGGCGGUGUCUAUGGGCAUCCAAGUGAAGCACUAUAAUCUGCUGCCGGAGAAGUCUUGGGAGAUUGAUCUUCAGCACUUAGAGAGCCUGAUUGAUGACAAAACAGCCUGCCUGAUCGUCAACAACCCGUCCAAUCCAUGUGGCUCAGUGUUCUCCAAAGAACACCUGCAUAAGAUACUUUCCGUGGCGUCAAGAAACUGCAUCCCUAUCCUUGCUGAUGAGAUCUAUGGAGACAUGGUUUUCCCUGGCUGUGAUUUUCAGUCUUUGGCACCUCUCAGCAUUGACGUGCCCAUCUUGUCCUGUGGUGGUCUGGCCAAGCGCUGGUUGGUUCCUGGCUGGAGAAUGGGCUGGAUCCUCAUCCAUGAUCGUAACGACAUAUUUGGAAGCGGAAUUCGAGAGGGUCUUGUAAAACUAAGCCAACGCAUUUUAGGACCCUGUACUGUGGUUCAGGGAGCAUUAGAGAGCAUUUUGAAUGAUACAACACCAGAGUUCUACCAAAGCACCAUCACGUUCCUCAAGUCAAACUCUGAGAUAUGUUUCUCAGAGUUGUCAACUGUUCCUGGGCUGAAUCCAGUGAUGCCAUCAGGAGCCAUGUACAUUAUGGUGGGGAUCGAGAUGGAACACUUCCCAGAAUUCCAGAAUGAUGUGGAGUUCACUGAACGGCUGGUCACUGAGCAAUCUGUGUUCUGUUUGCCCGCUACGGCAUUUGAAUAUCCAAACUUCUUCCGAAUUGUAGUAACAGUCCCAGAGGAGAUGAUGAUUGAGGCGUGCAUUCGGAUCAGAGAAUUCUGCGCACGUCACUACCGACCUCGGAGCCAAGACAGCCACGAACUGGACCAGUGAAAAAAACAGAGGAUAAGAAAGGUCAAAAGACUAAAGAAUAAAGUGGUGUCAAAAUCUGCAAAAUGAAUGGAAGUGUUAAAAGAGAGGACAGUUAUGUGCAUUACAUGUGACAAUUUAAAUAUUUUCUUUUUUCAGGAAACUCAAAGCUCUAUGCAAGCAACAUAUUUAUAUAUAUUUUUAUAUAUGUGCUAGUAUUAUAUAGGGAAGGGGUGGGAGGGUAGGUGCUUUGGGGGUUAUUGUAUGAAUAUUUUUCCAUCAUUAUAAAAUAUUGUAGUCUCUUUUCUUACACUGUAACAGACAUUGUGAUUUGGGAAGCCUUGUGACCAAACCAUAUAGUCAUUUUGUGUGUAACCUGCAUGAUGUGAAGUAUUUAUCCUAUAUGUGAUGUUUUAUGUGAUGAUGGAAUAGAACAUUUUGUAGUGCAUCUGUUUAAUUUGCAUGCUCAACUGCUCUGAGAGUCAAAAUAACAUGUAUGGCACACAUAUAACAUCUAAUGUUCUUUAGAUUUUUGUUUUCAAUUGUUACACCUCAAAAAUUAUUUAAAUAAAAUUGUAUCUCAUGA